UGCCACGGGGCCCCCUCCUGGCGUCUCCCUCCGCCGGCCGCACCGACCUCGCGGUCCCCAGACCAGGGGCCAGAUGUAGAAAGUAGUCCCCAGGCCGGCAGCGGCGGCGCUGUCCACUCCGCCGCCCCCGCCCCCUCCAGCCGGCGCCUCACUCCGCCCCCAGGCCGGACUCUCAGGCCCCCCGCCUCUUGCGAGCGGGUGUCCGUGCGCCGGCCUCGCCGCGACACAGAGACCCGCAGCCGGCCGCGCCGAGCCCACGCCACGCCGGAGCCCGAAAGGGAAGCCAGGGUGUGCGCGUCCAGCAGCGGCGUGGGGAGCGCCCGGAGGCGGGGGCGGGCAGGCAGGCGGACAGCGGCUACCGGGCGGCCGGGGAGCAUGCCCACGCAGCCCCGCUGAAUGGCGCCUUCUCUGCGACCCCUCGCCCGGCUGCGGCCGCCAGGGAUGCUGCUCCGCGCGCUACUGCUCCUGCUGCUGCUCGGCUCCGGUCCAGGAGUGUGGUGCUUUAGUGAACUGUUUUUUAUAAAAGAACCACAGGAUGUAACUGUCACAAGAAAGGACCCAGUCGUUUUAGAUUGCCAGGCUCAUGGCGAAGUUCCUAUUAAGGUCACAUGGUUGAAAAAUGGAGCAAAAGUGUCUGAAAAUAAACGGAUCCAGGUUCUGUCUAACGGCUCUUUAUACAUCAGUGAAGUGGAAGGCAAGCGAGGAGAGCUGUCUGAUGAAGGAUUUUAUCAGUGCUUGGCAAUGAACAAAUAUGGAGCCAUUCUUAGUCAAAAAGCGCAUCUUACCUUGUCAACGAUUUCUACAUUUGAAGUUCAGCCGAUUUCUACUGAGGUCCAAGAAGGUGGAGUUGCUAGAUUUGCAUGCAAGAUUUCCUCAAACCCUCCUGCAGUCAUCACAUGGGAAUUAAAUCGGACAACUCUGCCUGUAACUAUGGACAGGAUAACUGCCUUACCAACAGGAGUACUGCAGAUCUAUGAUGUUGGCCAAAAGGAUGCUGGAAAUUAUCGUUGUGCUGCUGCUACUGUAGCCCACAGACGUAAAAGUAUGGAAGCCUCUCUGACAGUGAUUCCAGCUAAGGAGUCUAAUUCCUUCUACACACCAACCAUUAUAGCAGGCCCACAGAACAUAACAACGUCUCUUCAUCAGACGGUUGUUUUGGAAUGCGUGGCCACAGGAAAUCCCAAACCAAUCAUUUCUUGGAGCCGCCUUGAUCACAAGUCCAUUGAUGUCUUUAAUACUCGGGUACUUGGAAAUGGUAAUCUCAUGAUAUCUGAUGUCAAACUGCAACACGCUGGAGUAUAUGUUUGUCGGGCCACAACCCCAGGCACACGCAACUUUACAGUUGCCAUGGCAACCUUAACUGUCUUAGCUCCACCUUCAUUUGUUGAAUGGCCAGAAAGUUUAACAAGGCCUCGAGCUGGCACUGCUCGAUUUGUAUGUCAAGCAGAAGGAAUCCCCUCACCCAAAAUGUCAUGGUUGAAAAACGGGAGGAAGAUACAUUCAAAUGGGAGAAUUAAAAUGUACAACAGUAAAUUGGUAAUUAACCAGAUUAUUCCUGAAGACGAUGCUAUUUAUCAGUGCAUGGCUGAGAACAGCCAAGGAUCUAUUUUAUCUAGAGCCAGACUGACCGUAGUAAUGUCAGAAGACAGACCCAGCGCUCCAUACAAUGUGCAUGCUGAAACCAUGUCCAGUUCAGCGAUCCUUUUGGCUUGGGAGAGGCCACUUUAUAAUUCAGACAAAGUCAUCGCUUACUCUGUGCACUACAUGAAAGCAGAAGGUUUAAAUAAUGAAGAGUAUCAAGUAGUCAUCGGAAAUGACACAACUCAUUAUAUUAUUGAUGACUUAGAACCUGCUAGCAAUUAUACUUUCUACAUUGUGGCAUAUAUGCCAAUGGGAGCCAGCCAGAUGUCUGACCAUGUGACCCAGAAUACUUUAGAGGAUGUUCCACUGAGGCCUCCUGAAAUCAGUUUGACGAGUCGAAGUCCCACUGAUAUCCUCAUCUCCUGGCUGCCGAUCCCGGCCAAGUACCGACGUGGUCAGGUGGUCCUCUACCGCCUGUCCUUCCGCCUGAGUACUGAGAAUUCUAUCCAAGUUCUGGAGCUCCCGGGGACCACACACGAGUACCUUUUGGAGGGCCUGAAACCCGACAGUGUCUACCUGGUGCGGAUUACUGCUGCCACCAGGGUGGGGCUGGGAGAAUCAUCUGUGUGGACCUCACAUAGGACACCCAAAGCUACAAGUGUGAAAGCCCCCAAGUCGCCAGAGUUACAUUUGGAGCCUCUGAACUGCACCGCCAUUUCUGUGAAGUGGCAGCAAGAUACGGAGGACACAGCAACCAUUCAGGGCUACAAGCUGUACUACAAAGAAGAAGGGCAGCAGGAAAAUGGACCCAUAUUCUUAGAUACCAGUGACCUUCUCUACACUCUCAGUGGUUUAGACCCCAGAAGAAAGUACCACGUGAGGCUUCUGGCUUACAACAACAUAGAAGAUGGCUAUCAGGCAGAUCAGACAGUCAGCACUCCGGGAUGCGUGUCUGUUCGUGAUCGCAUGGUUCCCCCUCCACCGCCACCCCACCAUCUCUAUGCGAAGGCUAACACCUCAUCUUCCAUCUUCCUGCACUGGAGGAGGCCUGCGUUCACCACUGCACAAAUAAUUAACUACACCAUCCGCUGUAACCCUGUCGGCCUGCAGAAUGCUUCUUUGGUUCUGUACCUUCAAACAUCAGAAACUCACAUGUUGGUUCAAGGUCUAGAACCAAACACCAAAUAUGAAUUUGCUGUACGACUGCAUGUGGACCAGCUUUCCAGCCCCUGGAGCCCCGUUGUCUACCAUUCAACACUUCCAGAAGCACCGGCAGGCCCACCAGUUGGAGUAAAAGUGACGUUGAUAGAAGAUGACACUGCUCUGGUUUCUUGGAAACCACCUGAUGGCCCAGAGACCGUGGUGACACGCUACACCAUCUUGUACGCUUCCAGGAAGGCCUGGAUUGCAGGAGAGUGGCAGGUCCUACACCGAGAAGGAGCAAUAACCAUGGCUCUGUUAGAAAACCUGGUGGCAGGAAACGUGUACAUUGUCAAGAUAUCCGCAUCCAAUGAGGUGGGAGAAGGACCCUUUUCAAAUUCUGUGGAGCUGGCAGUUCUUCCAAAGGAAACCUCUGAAUCUAAUCAGAGGCCCAAGCGUUUGGAUUCAGCUGAUGCCAAAGUUUAUUCAGGCUACUACCAUCUGGACCAAAAAUCAAUGACUGGCAUUGCUGUAGGCGUUGGCAUAGCCUUGACCUGCAUCCUCAUCUGUGUUCUCAUUCUGAUAUACCGAAGUAAAGCCAGGAAAUCAUCUGCUUCCAAGACGGCACAGAAUGGAACUCAGCCGUCAUCUCGCACCAGUACCUCCCUAGCCGGUGGAAAUGAAGCUGGAAAGAACCUGGGGGGAGUUGUAGAAAAUGAAGAAUCCUUAAUGCCAAUGAUAAUGCCAAACAGCUUCAUUGAUGCAAAGGGAGGAACUGACCUGAUAAUUAAUAGCUAUGGUCCUAUAAUUAAAAACAACUCUAAGAAAAAAUGGCCAUUUUUCCAAGAUUCUAAGAAGAUAAAAGUUGACCAGCCUCAAAGAAGAUUUACUCAAGCAGUAUGCUUUUACCAGCCAGGCACCACUGUGUUGAUCAGUGAUGAAGACUCCCCCAGCUCCCCGGGUCAAACCGCCAGCUUCCCAAGACCCUUUGGUGUUGUUGCCGCUGAUAUGGAGCACUCUGCAAAUAGCGAAGGCAGUCAUGAGACUGGGGAUUCUGGAAGGUUCUCCCAUGAGUCCAAUGAUGAGAUCCACCUGUCCUCAGUCAUCAGCACCACGCCCCUGACCUCCAGUUCCUUCACCGGCAGUGAUUCAGGUGGGGAUGGCUCUGUGAGGAAGUGUGGAGACCCAGCCACGCCGCUGGAUGCCGAGCAGACGACUUCUUCGGGUCUGCAGCCGCUGUCUGCCAUCCUGCGCUUUGACAAAGAUGAUUUUCCAAUCUAGACAGCCAUGUUCAGGUAUUCUCACCUCUAAGUCUGUUCGAAGGACAAGGAACAGGGAGCCAAAGCCUUUUGUGGAAAUCUUGAUGUCUUAUUGUGUAUUUCAGCUUUUUUUUGAAUGUGUUUUCAUUUUUUUAUUUUUAAACACGUAUUUUGAAUGUUUCGUUGUCAGCAAUGUGAAAAGACAGUCUAGAUACUUGACUGGAUUAUAAAAUACGUCACUGGAGCAAAGGGAAGACUUUUGAAAACCCCUUUGCUGACUAUCUACCUCAGUUUGCCAGAUGGCAAACUCCGAAGACAACUUUGUUACCUCGUGUGUUGUGAUAGUUGAUCUCCGCUCCGUAACCAAUGAUACUUCCUAGUAGCAUUUUGUUUUCAUUGCUGUAUGUGUAGUGUGUGUGAUCAAAGGAGUCAUAUAGGUAUAUGAGUAAGAAUGUUUAUCUGAAGCUCUGAUUUUUUUUUUAAAGAAAACUAUGACAUCUGCAUGGUUUGGAGAAUGUCAUACCUCUGCUAUGAGGACUGUCGAACCACUGAGAAGAGAAAAAGUGGGACUGCUGAUUUUAACAAAUGACCAAAACAAAGAGUGUCUCUUUUGAAAACAGAACUAUUCAGUAGCAUAUAGGGAAUACUGUGGCUUCAAGGGCCUUUCUGUUUUGGGCAUUAGAGUCUUGAGUGCUUUACCUGCUGUACCCCAAACCUCAGCUGCCUAGAGCCGUGCCUUUUCUACCUUCCCCUUUGCCUGACGGUCGGCCAAAGCCUGCACUGUCUAGUUUGCAAAGCAUCCUCACCAUUUCCAGAGUUAGUUGCAAAACUCCAUUUUUAAAGAGAAUUGGUUAGAGUUUUUUGUUUUUUAAUCCCACCUUGACUUUAAAAAAAAAAAAAGGGUAAAGAAAUUUCAUAAAGUAUUAAGAAUAAAGAUAAAUGCAAGUAGACCAUAAAAUAAACUAGAGGUUAUCAUGGUAACAGUGCCUUCCAUUAUGUAUUAUGAAAUUCUUUGCCUUAUACCUUUUUAAUAUUCAUGCAAUUGUUCAGGACAGGAGUACAGAAAGUUGCCUUAAGAGUUUCUUGGAUUUUAUCAAUAACUAUUUUGAUGGUAUAGUAUCUUAUCAAAGCGUUUUAGUUUGUUUUCACGCAGGUCUGAUUUAGGGAUAAGUGUUCAGAGCUCUACCACCUCGUUUGUAUUUUCUUGAAUUCUUAAAGAGAAUGUGGUACUCUGUAAUCUUCUUUCCGUGUCAAUGCUGUGAAUGAGGAAUGCUAACUCCAGGAGUGAGUUAAUCCUCUUGCUGGUUUGAAAUCAGCAAACUAUUUACUCAGCCACAUAGAAUAGACCUUCUUUCAGUCAUGAGACAGUUACCUACUAGGUACCCAGCAGUGAAAAAGGAAAAAGAAUUAAACACAUAGUGUAGAGAGGGGCCCUAUGUUUUUUGGUAUUUCUUCACAUUAUUUGGAAAUGACUUCUGAGCCUUAUUUUAAAAGGAAUCUUCAUGGGUUUCCCCUUGAAACCUUUGGUUUAUGGGGUGUGGUGCGGUGGGGUGAUGGUGAGGAAGUAAGAAUGUAAAUGGCAUUCUAAAAUCAAAAGAAUGUUCCUGGGUGUUAGUCCCACCUCUGUCAUUGCCUAUCCCCGUGUCUGAUGAUGCCUGUCUUAUUGUUUCUUAAUCUGUAGUUUUGUGCCAAACUGGAUGUGUUCAGAAGCAGACCAACAUUAAGUGCCAGCAACCACUUGUGAACUAAAUUCAAAGUCCUCCUUUAGUUAUCUAAGUAUGGGCUUCAUGGCAAAACAAAAAAAGCAGAGCUUUAGGUGAACAAUCUGAGGCAAGGAAAAAUGCUGCUCCUGCCUUUAUAGCUCCUGUUUUAUACUACCUCCUUUUAAAGUUAUUCUAGUGUUAUUUUUUUUCCUGUACUCAGGGAACAUUUUGUUACUUUUAAGCUGCCUCAUGCGAGCAUGGGCAAACUGACAGGGUAUGGUGUCUUUUGGUUCGUAAGUAGUUUUGUGGGGCCAACUUUUAUCAGCAUACAAAAUUAAGGAAUACAAGGAGUUUGUUUUAUUUUUUAAACUUUCAUUAAAAGGCAGAUAAAAUCUAAAGUUGAAACAUCAUCCAUCAUGGUUAUGGAAGAUGUGUCCAGGACUACAUGAAUUUGAAUCAUUUUAAAAGCCUAAAAAGAUGAUCUGAAAGUCCUUGAGGAAAGUAUUUUGUUUGUUUCCUUUUUCUUUUUCUUUUCUUUUUUUUUAAUAAAUAGGCCCAUAGUUAUUAUAGAUCUUUAGGCUAUAACUCUUUGCUAAUUAUUUACCAGUACAUUUUUACUUUUUCACCUUUUCAUUUUGUUCUUAUACAGAUUUUUUUCAUAAUAAUCCUGUUACCAAAGAAAUUUCAGCAGAAAGUAAAAAUUUGACUCUAAUUUCCCCCCCAAAAUUGAAUUAACUAGAAACAUCUAUAGGUCUGAAGCUUAUAUAAGUAGUUACUAACCCAAAAUAAUAGGGUUUAUAUUGAUUGUUAUAGUUAAAUAGACUAGUAAUUUCAACUACCUUAUUGUUACCAGAGCAUUUAAAAUGAUUUCUUUACCAGCAGAUAGUUCCAAAGAAUUUCAAGUGUAAUUUUUUUUUCUUCAGCAAGUAAAUCCUCAUAUACAGUAUUAGAAUAAAGUAUUUUUAAAUUGUUGAAACUACUUGUUGGAGAGAAAAAAAAAUCUUUUCACCAAAGAUAAGUAUUUUGGUCUCAUUGAAUAAGAUAUUUAGUAUACACCAAAGACUUCUUUUUAUUGGCCAAAGCUAGCUUCUUUGAAGUCUUAAGAAUGAAACUGUAACUAAAAUGUGAAGUUUCUCAUUCAUCUCUCAUAGUGGUGUUACUUCAUGGCAUUUCAUUCCAACGGGGUUAAUACGCAAAUGGUAACUGUUUUCUUUCCCAAAGACUUAUUUGCUGUAAGUACUGAUACACGCAUGCCAUUUUUAUGCCAAAUAUUACGAGAUACUGCUCAUCAGUAUUUUCAUACCAAAGACCAUUAAAAUAUAUAGAUUAGCCUGUAAGUAAGUAAAGAUGAGCAGAUUUGAAAUAAAUUUAUUUAGAGGCUGAUAGGACUCUAGCUUUAGUAGCAAAAGAAAUCAAAGGGCUAAGUUUACAUAAUUAAAAGCAAUACAAUUUAUGUUGGUAUUUAUCAGUGUUUUUAUUCAAGUACUUUUUAUCAGCAAAUUAUAAAAAAACCAAAGAUAUUUAAGGUUACCUCCGCAUAUAGACAAAUUUAGUUGUACGUUAAAUUGUUGUUUCUUGUUUUUAUGUCAACCAAAUUGUCUCUCUAGAACCCAGUCUGUAUCCAAAUAGCAUACAUAGGGACUUUCCAUCAAGUCUGCUGAUUCAGCCACAGGAUGUUUUUGCCAAAUGAUGUGAUUACUUUUCCUAAGCACCUUGACUGUGAGAUGUCAACAGAAAUCUCAGCAAGUUUUUCCAUUCCAGAGCAUAUGGCAACCCCUGAAUUAGCCUGUGCAGUCUUCCUUCUGCUUAAAGCAUUACCUGGUUAACUCAGAAGGUUGAGGCAGUCCCAAAAUAAUAGGGGCGUUCUCAUCUCUUGGGAGCAGUGACAUACAGUGGGCAAACAAAUCGUAUCACUGUUUAAGUGGACUGUCCUUCAAUGGAUGUGCCCUUUAAAGUUGUCCAUAAGUUGAAAUAUUUUAAUAGCAUCAAGGGCCCUAGUGUUUCAAACCUGAGGGGGAAACUUGGGUGAAACCAUAAUCUUUUUUUAUGAAAUCUGGGGUUUUAUAUUUUGAUUAGCCUAAAAGUAAAGACACAGCUUUAUCCACUAAGUAAGUAGCUUUUAAAAGAUUGGCUUUGGCACACCAGGGAAAUUUGAUCCUUGGUCCUCGGUGAAAUGCCUUUUAUUUGGCUUUGUUUCAAACAAGAGCACUGCCAACAUUGAUAACAGUGACAGUGAUUUGCAUUAGUUUGUCUUGACUUUGAUAAGGACUUCUCCCGGAAACUUGCUGGUGUUGACUACUCAGGAUCGAUGGUCAAGUCCAUAUGGAGACAACUUUGAAGAGUGUCCGAAAAGAUGGAAUUGAAAGUAUCUUUUUUUUUUUUUUAAAUGUAAGAAUAUCCAGAUGUGGCUCCAUUUCAGUGGUAGCUGUAGUGAUUCACAUGUAUGUUUCUAUUUCGUUGAAUGUAAAUUUUUAAUACUGAAUGUAAAAAAAAAAGUUUCAACUGUAUGGAAAGAGUCAUGAUCAUUCUAAGACUAAACCUGUAUUUUGUACAUUGUGUUCCUGACAAUUUGCCACAUGGCUCUCUGGUAAAAUUGCUUUGGUUUAAUAGAAUAAUUGUUGUGGGCUGUGAGCAAAGAGUAGAGGGUUCUGGAGAUUUCCAUAUACAACCAGUUGUCAACUUGUUGAACUGUUAUUGAUGUUUAGAAGAACAUAUACAUAGAAUUCUGUGUUAAGUUGAUUUAUGCUCAGGACACCAGAUCACAGGCUAAUGCAAUGUGUAUGUUUGCAGGCUUUAAUCUUGUCAGGCUGUUUCCCAUUUUAAGGCUUUGAAGUUGUUCAGGAUUAUGACAGUCUUGCAUUUUUAUCAGACAGAUGCUGUAUUUUCUUAAUGCUGCUGUAACAAUUUACCACAAAUUGAUGGCCUUAAAACAACACCGAUUUAUUACCUUCCACUCUGUAGGUCACAAGUCUGACACAGGUCUCACUGGGAUAAAAUCAACGUCUGUUUCCUUGGGUUUUUUUCCUGGCUUUUAGAGCCUGUGGACUCCACCUUCAAAGCCAGCAGUGUAGCAUCAGUGUGACCCUGCUUCCAUUUUUAUAUCUCUUUUUCUGACCCUAACCAGAAAAGGUUCUCCAAUUUUAAGGACUCUUGCAAUUACAUUGGGUCUACUUGGAUAAUCCAGGAUAAUCUCCCCAUUUUAGAAUCCUUAACUUAAUCACAUCUGCAAAGUCCUUUUGCCCUGUGUGGUAACAUAUUUAGAGUCCAAGGAUUUGGGCAUGCAUUUCUGUGGGUGGCCACUAUUUUGCCUCCCGUAGACACAUUAUUACUGUAGAACUGUAGCAUUCUGAUUUCUACAAAAUGUCAGCUGCAUUACAGAGAUUGGCAGUCUGAAGUCAUGUACCCUUUAGAGAUCUUCAAAAUUUCAAAGCUGUGAAUACCUUGGUUUAUAGCUUAUCAAGUGUACACAUUAAACUUCCUCUCUAGAUUGCUUGCAAAAAUAAUUCAGCUUUAAACUUUUUUGAAUAUGUGCUUCAUAAAUUAAUGUCUCAGUUCUAUGCAUUUCACAGAAAGUUUCCUGAAAUUUAUGGAAACUCAUCAGAAAUUUUUGAUAAAUGUUCUUAUUAUAGUUGAAAUUUCUGCUUUUCUCUUAAGUAAUUAUGUUGCCAGUGGAGGAUUGAGGCAAAAAAGACCUCAGACAUGGGACUCGGUAGAUGAACAAGAUCAUGCUCACGCUCAUUCUUUAUCUUCUAAAAGCACAUUUACAACAUGCCCCCUUUCUACUUUUAAGUCAGGUUUAUUUCUUAAGCUUCACCACCUGUUUUCUUUUCAGUUUGGUAAUCCCUCGAUUUCCCAUCAACCUCAGCAGGAGCCUCCACUCACCUCACUAGCAUGUGUGCAUCUGAGGCAGUGGUGUCUUUCUUGUCAUGCUCUUUGAUUUCAGUUGUGCCUUUCCCUGGAGAGCUUUACAUUCCGCAGCUCUAGUUGGUUCUAAUUCCUGGAUUGUUCAAGUCAAGCCUUCUUUCUGUUUUGAAGGAUAGUUUCUAAUUCUAACUCUAAUUUUCAGUAUGUCUUAACCAAGGAGAUACAGCUAUCUCCAUUAUAGGGUAGAGACGUGAUGAUAUUCUGAGUAGGGAUAACGUGCUGGUCAUUUUUCAGCUGCUGGUCAUUUUUCAGCUGCUUUUGACCCCAGUCUCUAGGAAGAGAUAAUGUGAUUUCCUGAGCAUAUGUGGUGUGCCUAACAUGUGCUUCAUUCCUGCAAACUACUACAUUCUGCGAGGCAAAUAUUCCCCCCAUUUUAGAGAUCAGGAAACUAAGGUAUAAAAUGUCUAAGUUGCCAAAGAUCACAGCUGGUUAAGUUGCUUACCAUAGUUACAAACCCGUGCUCGCUUCGGCAGCACAUAUACCAUAGUUACAAACCCGAGUUGGUCUACUUCCAAAGCUGAUAGGAUUUCUACUAGGAUGUAUUUUUUCAGCUAAGAAAUUAUAUUUAAUUACUCAGGCUCGUGGUGCCUUCUGCUGUGCCAACACAACCUGUCCACAUAGUAAUAGCCAAUCAGCAGAAAUCUUAGUUGUGUCCUUUAUUCACAGGAGGACUUUAGGAGGCUGAGCCAUAACUUACCUCUUGUCAUCUCCUAACCUCUCUCUUUUCUCUGUUAAAACCUUCAAUUUCUCUUAGCCAGUAUUGCCUGAAAACUGAUGUUUGUGCCUAAGGUUGCAUUAGAAAUAAGGUAAUUAUUGUUUCUGGAGUCCUUAUCUUUUUAAGCAUUUGCCUAAUAGAUUAGGUGUUCAGAAUUCGAUUCAUCUUGUGUGAUUUUUCUAUAGUCCCCAUAUCCAAGUAGGGAUUUACUCACUGGAAAAAACCAGGCAUGUAACCCGUCAUCCUUCCUUGCUAGAUCUGGAGUCGAUAGUUCUUAUAUGAGUUACAAUGUAACUAAUUCUUCACACUAAUUUAGGAGGGAGCAAAGCUGAGGGAGAGUUCUAUAAUAGAACAAGUGUAAGUUUAGUUAUUGGACCACCUAAAUUCUAAUCAUUUACCAUGUUGAGAAUUGUUUGGUAGGAAAGUUCUCAACCUAUUUCUGUUCCAUCUCUAAUCAUCAAAUGAGGGGAUGUGCAGAACGAAGCAAUAGUACUGUGAAGACUUAAAAGGAAACUCAAGUGUAAAUAAUUAUAAUCUGAAAGUCAUUUCUAUAAGGUUGUGAAAUAGUCUUAACGGAUUUUUUUCUUUACACUUCAGCCUUUUCAGUUACAUUUUGCCUGUGCUAAAAUGAAACGUUUGCAUUUCCUGUAUAUGCACCAAAAACUAACAGAAGACAGUGGUUGUUAAAAGAUAAAGACUAGUAUUUAAACACCCAUCUGGGGGCGCCUGAGUGGCUCAGUGGGUUGGGGCCUCUGCCUUCAGCUCGGGUCAUGAUCCCGGGGUCCUGGGAUUGAGCCCCACAUGGGGCUCUCUGCUCCAGGGGGAGCCUGCUUUCUCCUCUCUCUCUGCCUGCCUCUCUGCCUGCUUGUGAUCUCUGUCCGUCAAAUGGAUAAAUAAAACCUUAAAAAAAAAAAAAAACCCAAAACAAAAAAACCCACCCAUCUGUAAUGUUGGAAAGUCUACAAAAGGAAAUGGGAAUUUACGUCAAUUUAAAACUUUCAUUUUUUUUUAAAGAGGAUACUCUUCUACAUUUUAUUAUGGUGCUAUUUACAUGACUGUAUACAAUUACCAAACUUUAUCAAAACUUACCCUUUAAACUGAUAUAUUUUGUAAUUUAAACUAUAUAUCAAGAAAGCCAAAAAAAAAGUAUUAAGUAUUAUUCUACAUGAUUUUUCAUAAUUAAAAAAGUUCACCAUAGAGAUUAUCAAGAUUUAUUAAAAUGCGCCCCAAACCCUCACAGCUACUAAACUUAAAGAUCUUUUAAGACUUGCCAGAAAUGAAAUUUCUUAUGAAAAGCAUUCUAUAAAUAGCUAACUAGGGUAACUUGGAUAGACUUUCUAAUUAUGCAACACCUUGCUUUUUUAAAUAUCAGUUUAAUAUGACUCUUAAAAAUCUCUAUUUACAUUUUAUAUUUAUAUUUCUGUCCAAUGUCCACUUUUCCUUUUGGUUUAUAAAGUCCAUGAGAACAAGACUCAUGAAUUUAUAAUUUUAACUUUAGAUGCCUAACAUCUUUCCUGAAAUCUUGGUUUUUCAAACAGUAGUCAAAACUCAACCUAAAGCACGGACCUCUCCUUCCUUAUAGUUUGCAUUUAUUGUGGAGGCUUUUUUGGUUGAAAGUUAGACAAUAGAAUAGGGAACUCGCUUCAAGACUGCUACACUGAACGUAGAAUACUAUGAGAUAAAAUGUCAAUAAGGAUACUGUAGCUUCCAAUAUUAACUAUAGAGCAGUCACCAUAGAAACAAAUCUGGUGUUGAUGGGGGGAAUGUCAUCUAAGAACCUUUAGUUCCUGUCCAUUGUGCUGGCCCAUGGAGUCUCUCCAGAAAGGCUGGUUCAGGCUUCCCCACAGCAGUGACUGGGUUCCAUCUCCAGGCAUCCUUGACAAAGACACGAAGUUUACUUGUGGAGUGGGUGUCAAAAAAGUUGUCACUGUGUUAUUGUGAGUUGUCCUUCAGCACCAAAGAGCAGGUAAGGCACAGUGUGAUGGCAGCUAUCCAUGGGAUUCUCUUUCCCAGGGUCCUCACCCUCAGUGACUCCCCGGGGUGGCUCUGCCCUCCAGGUGGCGUUUUGAGGGGAUGCAGUGCCCAGAGUGGGGUUGGGGGGAUGGGGAUAGUAAGCGCAGGGCCCUUCCUUCACCUGCUUGGGACCCACGGAUAGGUGACUCACCCUGGUCCGGUGCCCAGAGGGCUCUGAGAGGGGAGCGGCUGGGGGCAGGGAGCAUGUGGAAGCCUCAAGUACUGGCCUUGGUGAGAACCUCGUCCCGCCUGGCUGCCUUACAGCCAUUUCUCCACUCCCCUAGAUAUUCCCCCAUACAUAUAUAUUUGGCUUCUGAAGAUUUAAAGAGAGUCAAAUAUCCUGGGAGGGGUAGAUGGGUGAAGAGAAAAGUGCGUCUUUAGGCUUCUUCUCUACUUAAUCUACACAUCCACUUUUUCAAGGUUAUGGAACGUCUUAACAUUUCUCUAAACUAUUUGGAAUGAAUUUUAUACAGGGCUACACCUACUGGUAUCUAAUUCUAGUUUAUCGGACUCUACCUUUAAAGCUUCUUGUGAAGUGUUAAUGAUUAUCAUGAAUCUGAACAUCUCUGCUGAUUUACUCAAGUUUAUAUGUUGUAAGUAAGUAGUUCAUGGUAUGUAGACACAGUCCUUUCAAACCAUCUUUAAGAAUUUAUGUUACAGAAGUAUAUUUUUCUACAGAACUAUCUUUAAAAAUAACAAAAACAUUUUAAAUUUUGACUUAAAACCUUCUUCUUCCUGUUACCACAUUCUCUAUAUUAAUUCUGUUUGCAAAUGAAAUGAUUAUUAAUGAUUUAGUGACUUGAGCCUGUUAUAAGAAUUUGCAAAGCCUGGUAUACACACACAUUGCCUUAGCCUAUCAGUAGAAUAGAGGACAUAUUACCUAAGUUUGUCUGUUUGUUGCUGUUGUUGGACAAAAUUUUAUGUCUGUGUAUGCGCAGUUGUUUUUUUUCUAUUUUCUUCAAAGAUGUGAAUUAAAUGAAAGUGUGGGAGCCAGCUAUAUAUUUCAUAUUAUGGGUGUUCUGGAUCCUUUCACUCUUAUACCAUUUUCUUGUAAGGGCAACAUUUGCAGACUAGCUAAUGGACUCUAGAGCUGAGCUAUUUUAAUUUUAUACUUGACUCAGGGGAUCAGCUCUGUGAACUCCAUUGCAUGAAGAAAGCAAAUGUUUGCCUUGAUUUUGAAUGUACCUUUUUAAUGUCUUCUUAAAACAUAUUUUGUUUAAUAAUGUGGGUUUGUUUUCUUUUUCUAGCAUCAUAGUAAAUAUUGCCUAGUAUUUCCCCCCCUCCCCAGGGUAGUUUACAUACUAUCCUACAGGUCAUGCCAAAAAUAAGUAAAAGUUUAAAUGCCAAAAUGUUUAUGAAACUGCUGUCUAAAUACUGAUUGAUUGCACAGUUUAAAUAAAAGUUUUCCUUAGUUAAAAAA
Molecule: messenger RNA, 13755 nt
Organism: Lutra lutra (Eurasian river otter)
Lineage: Eukaryota; Metazoa; Chordata; Mammalia; Carnivora; Mustelidae
Gene: PRTG
Product: protogenin
Exons: 20
Coding region: 397-4002 (1201 amino acids)
Biological process (GO): cell-cell adhesion; axon guidance
Cellular component (GO): axon; plasma membrane
Molecular function (GO): protein binding
Source: RefSeq, a predicted model, not a curated record